This is a messenger RNA of Plasmodium cynomolgi strain B, 2412 nucleotides long. Its product is annotated as glutamate--tRNA ligase. Gene Ontology annotation, biological process: translation; glutamyl-tRNA aminoacylation. Gene Ontology annotation, molecular function: glutamate-tRNA ligase activity; ATP binding. The transcript has a single exon. Lineage: Eukaryota; Apicomplexa; Aconoidasida; Haemosporida; Plasmodiidae. The record is from RefSeq and is a predicted model, not a curated record. Gene Ontology annotation, cellular component: methionyl glutamyl tRNA synthetase complex; cytosol; cytoplasm. The coding region runs from base 1 to 2412 and encodes 803 amino acids.
AUGGUAGAAAGUGAAGAAAUCAAUAUCUACUACGGAAAGAAGUACCCCUUCGUAUGUAGAACAAUACUGAACGUUCACAAGAGCCUCCACCAAAAGGGGAACUCUUUAAGAAAUAACAACUCGGAGGAUUACAAGGUAAAUUUUGUAAAGGACGAAAAUGUAGAAGAAAUAAAGGUAGAGUUUGUAAGUAAAACAAAAGUGCAAGAGGCAGACAAGUACAUAAAUACGACGGAUAAAAUAUUCGCAAAGAAUCUAGACCAAAUAUUGCAAACGAAGUUGUAUCACUCCAUCUGUGAGAAUAACAAAAAAGAAGACCACCAAACGGACGUCUAUGUACAAGCACAAUACGACGAGUGGAUAGAUUACUUCAGGAACAAACAAGUACAAAAAGAAAUACAAAUAAUCUGUGACUACCUAAAUAAACACCUCCAUUUGAAUACGUUCAUAUGUUCAGAUUAUUUAACCUUAUCUGAUUUGUACGUGUAUUAUCAAAUGUAUAGAUAUUUUAACGUGGCUAACUGUUACAAUGUGAAGUAUGCGAAACAGUUUAGGAAUGUGAAUAGGUGGUUCAAAUUAAUUAACUGUUUAGUGAACUACUCAGAUGCAGAAUUAACAACAAUGCUGAGGAAGGAAGUAGAAACGAACCAAGUGGAUAUUACGAAAGAUGCAAAUACUAUGCAAUUGUUAAAGCAGAAAAUUGUGUCCACUUCUUACGUUGGCAAAUUGGAGAAUGCAGAAAAGGGAAAUGUAGUUACGAGGUUUCCUCCUGAACCAUCAGGUUACCUACACGUAGGUCACGCGAAAGCGGCCUUUCUCAAUAGUUACUAUGCAAAUAUGUAUGAAGGAAAAAUGCUACUACGAUUUGAUGAUACGAAUCCAGCCUUGGAAGAUAUAAAAUAUGAGACAUCCAUUAUGGAAGAUCUAGAAAAUUUGGGAUUAAAGUAUGAAAAGAUUAGCUACUCCUCGGACUAUUUUGCAACCCUAGAGGAGUAUUGCAUUAAGUUAAUAAAAAUGGAGAAGGCGUAUGCGGAUGAUACCAAUGUAGAAGAAAUGAGGAACCAAAGAGGAGAAGGAAUCGAAUCUGUGAAUAGACAAAAUUCGGUGGAGCAAAAUCUACAACUGUUUGAAGAAAUGCGCAAAGGAACUGAAAUAGGACAGAAAAAUUGUAUCCGAGCAAAAAUAGACAUGCAGAGUAAAAACAAGUGUAUGAGAGAUCCCGUGUUAUACAGGUGCAUAGUAGAUACACCUCACCACAGACAUGGAUUCAAAUUUAAGUGCUACCCGACCUACGAUUUUGCAUGCCCAAUAAUAGAUUCUAUUGAAGGAGUAACACAUGCAUUGAGGACCAACGAAUACAGUGACAGGAUAGAGCAAUACAAUUGGUUUAUUACCACCUUUCAGUUAAGAAAAGUUUACAUUUACGAAUUUAGUAGAAUUUCCUUUGUCAAAACGGUUAUGUCUAAGAGGAAGUUAAAAUGGUUUGUUGAAAAUAAGCUUGUGGAUGGGUGGCUAGAUCCACGUAUGCCCACUAUCAAGGGUAUCCUCAGAAGAGGAUUAACAAAAGAAGCCUUGUUCCAAUUCAUCCUAGAACAAGGACCCUCCAAAUCGGGAAAUCUCAUGCAAUGGGAUAAACUGUGGUCCAUCAAUAAACAAAUAAUCGAUCCAAUCAUCCCCAGAUUCGCAGCAGUAGAUAAAAAAAAAGGAGUCAUUCUUAAAUUAACCGAUUUGACGGAAGAUAUUGUCGAAAAAACCAGAGAUCUACACAUGAAAAAUAAAUCCCUUGGCACAUGUUCGAUGUUUUAUACCAACCGUUUCUUUAUCGAAUUGGAAGAUGCACAAACGUUGGCAGAGCAGGAAGAAAUUACCCUAAUCAAACUAGGUAACGUUAUUAUCACCAGUGUUGUGAAAGGGGACAAUAAUAAUGAUAAUGAUGGAACAAGCACCCCAACCAUUAAGGAGGUGAUCGGCAAGUCCAAUUUCGAUGGAGACUUCAAAACCACAAAAAAAAAAAUUCACUGGCUGCCGUACAUACCCGAAAAAUUAAUCACCUGUACGCUAUACGAAUAUGAUCACUUAAUUACAGUGGACAAAUUUGAAAAUGACAAUAAGGAAGAUUGGACUAAAUUUAUUAACCUCAAUAGCAAGUACGAGACGAUGGUCUACUCCGAACCAGCCAUUACCUCCCUCAAAGUUUCGGAUAAAUUUCAGUUCGAAAGAAGGGGAUACUUCAUUGUCGACAAGGUCGUUAGCAACCACCUCCAUUUGAUUAAAAUCCCCGACGGGAAGUCCAAGAACAUGUCUAUCAUCAGUUCCAAGGUCAACCCUAAAAAUUUGGCCGGCACCAAAAACAAGGCCCCCGACGCCUCGGAGAAGGCUCCCAAGGGGGACCAGCCCACCGACGGGAAGAAGUAG